Phymastichus coffea is the source of this 578-nucleotide messenger RNA. RefSeq lists its product as uncharacterized. The record is from RefSeq and is a predicted model, not a curated record. The transcript is spliced from 2 exons. NCBI's taxonomy places the organism in Eukaryota, Metazoa, Arthropoda, Insecta, Hymenoptera, Eulophidae. Bases 80 to 508 code for a protein of 142 amino acids.
UUUUCUACAAAAGUACCUUGAAAAACAAUAAAUUUUCAUAGUACUUGAUGGAUCUCACUACUAAAUACUGAACAGAAUUAUGUUUUUGAAAACGGUUAUUCUCAUCGGUAUUUUCAUUAGUGAACAUUCAGCAAGUGGAGCGUUCGAUUUCGGAACAUCGUCGAAGCGGUGUUCUAACAGUGAACAAUGCAAUGAAUCUUGUAUAACAAAGCACGCUGCCAUUUCUGGCCAAUGCGAAAGACGCCAUUCGGAUUAUUUCGACAAAUGUUAUUGCCGAGUUAAACAGGAGACUUGCAAACAAUACGUGACGAGCAAUUACGUGUUUGAACAAUGCGACUGGAAUCCAGGUAUUUGCAUCGAAGUAUGCGCCAGAAACAAUUAUGAAGGAGCUCACUGUGAACCACAUUACCGUGUCAAGAAGGUUAAGUUAUGCAAUUGCUACAGAACGCUGCAGGAGUGCGGCGAAUUGGAUGUGUUUUUCAGAUUGCCCGAAGAAGAAAUUUUUUAAUCAUAUGAAGACAUGGCCGUCCUUGUAGCAAAUACAAAUAAUCUGUGUAUUUUAUUUUUGGUAAAUUAAA